Molecule: messenger RNA, 1128 nt
Organism: Scleropages formosus (Asian bonytongue)
Lineage: Eukaryota; Metazoa; Chordata; Actinopteri; Osteoglossiformes; Osteoglossidae
Product: actin, cytoplasmic type 5-like
Exons: 5
Coding region: 1-1128 (375 amino acids)
Source: RefSeq, a predicted model, not a curated record
AUGGCAGAAGACAAGGUUGCUGCAGUGGUGAUAGACAAUGGGUCUGGGAUGUGUAAAGCUGGUUUUGCUGGAGACGAUGCUCCCCGUGCUGUAUUCCCCUCUAUUGUGGGGCGUCCUGGACUCCAGGGUGUCAUGGUUGAUGUGGGGAUGAAGGAUAGCUAUGUUGGUGAUGAUGCUCUAAGCAAGAAAGCAUUGCUGAACCUUGAUUACCCCAUUGAACAUGGCAUUGUCAUAAACUGGGAUGACAUGGAGAAGAUCUGGUAUCACACCUUCUACAAUGAGCUGUGUGUCGUCCCCGAGGAGCACCCUGUACUGCUCACUGAGCCUGCCCUGAACCCCAACGCCAACAAGGAGAAGAUGACGCAGAUCAUGUUCGAGACUUUCAACACCCCAGCCAUGUACGUGGCUCUUCAGGAGGUCCCAGUAGUGUACGCAUCUGGACGCACCACUGCCAUAGUAAUGAACUCCGGAGAUGGAGUAAGCAGCACGGUGCCUGUCUAUGAGGGUUAUGCCCUUCCCUUUGCCAUCACUCGCAUGAACAUUGCAGGCCGUGACCUUACUGACUACCUGAUGAAACUCCUGUCUGAGAAGGGCUACAGCUUCACUACCACUCAGCAUCAGAGUGUCCGUGAUGUAAAGGAGAAGCUGUGUUAUGUACCACUGGACUUUGUGCAUGAGAUGAAGACCGCUGCUACCGAUCAUGACUUGGACAAGUCUUACGAGAUGCCAGAUGGACAAAUUAUUACCAUUGGCAGUGAGCGCUUCCGCUGUCCUGAGGCACUUUUCAAUCCCUACCUUAUGGAUAUAGGUUGUGAAGGCAUUCAUGAGAAUACUUUCCAAUCCAUCAACAAGUGUAAAAGUGAGAUUCGUGAAAUCUUGUCCAAAAACAUUGUGCUGUCUGGUGGUAGUACCACGUUCCCUGGAUUUGCAGACAGGAUGCAAAAAGAGAUAACAGAGCUGGCUCCACGCGCAAUGAAAAUCAAGGUGAUCGCCCCACCUGAGCGCAAGUCCUUGGUUUGGACUGGAGGCUCCAUCCUGGCCUCUUUGUCCACUUUCCAGCAGAUGUGGAUCAGCAAGCAGGAGUACAAUGAGUCUGGACCCUCUAUUGUCCACCGUAAAUGCAUAUGA